AUGUUUGCCAUCGCGCAGAGGUUCUGGUUGCCCGCCAUGGAGCCGGACGCCCGGGACUACGUGGAGGCAUGCUUCGUCUGUGCCAGAAACAAGAAUUCCUCCAGAACCCGGGAAGGCUUGCUCCAGCCACUGCCCAUUCCGUCCCGGCCAUGGGCCGAGAUCUCUGGAGACUUUGUCACGGGGCUCCCGACGUCAAAUGGUAACACCCCUCUCCUGACUGUGUUCAUUGCAGCUUUGUUAAACUCUGUUCUUUUCAGCACUGUUAUCUACCCACAGCUUUUGAUUGACUUUUUAUCAGAAAAACACAUCAUAUCUUAUCCAGCAUGUCUCUUCCAGUGGUUUUUAAAUUACUGGUUAGCCGCUUCAGAUUUCUUUCUCUUGUCGGUUAUAGCCUAUGACAGAUAUGUGUAUAUAUGUAACCCUCUGCAAUAUACAACCAUCAUGCAAAAAACAACUGUUAACAUUUUCCUUUUUUCCGCUUGGAUUCUGCCUGCUUGUCAAGUUUCAGUAGCAAUAUUACUAAGUGCUAAAAAAGAAAUCUGUAAGUAUCAUUUGAAAGGAAUACUUUGCAACAGCACAGUUCAAAAACUUCACUGUGUGAGAUCAAGAAUACUUAAUUUAUAUGGCUUGGUUGGUAUUGUUAGUGCUGUAUUUCUUCCUGUGCUCUUUAUACUUUUCAUAUACAGCAGGAUACUUGUAGUAUCGUAUCGAUGUAGAGGAGUCAGGAGAAGAGCUGCUCAGACCUGUUUACCCCAUCUGCUGGUUCUAAUCAACUUUUCCUGUCUAAGUGCAUAUAAUGUACUUGUACCUUGA
Molecule: messenger RNA, 813 nt
Organism: Gasterosteus aculeatus aculeatus (three-spined stickleback)
Lineage: Eukaryota; Metazoa; Chordata; Actinopteri; Perciformes; Gasterosteidae
Source: RefSeq, a predicted model, not a curated record